Molecule: messenger RNA, 1072 nt
Organism: Mya arenaria
Lineage: Eukaryota; Metazoa; Mollusca; Bivalvia; Myida; Myidae
Product: RNA-binding protein 8A-like
Exons: 6
Coding region: 107-610 (167 amino acids)
Biological process (GO): RNA splicing
Cellular component (GO): exon-exon junction complex; cytoplasm; nucleus
Molecular function (GO): mRNA binding
Source: RefSeq, a predicted model, not a curated record
UAACUAAAAAAAUAUAGAUUUGAACAUACUUUUAAGUUUAAAAAUUCUAAUUAUAUAUGCGAAUAGCUUUGAGUACGAUAAGGUUUGUGGACGAAACAAAACAAGUAUGGCCGACGUUUUGGAUUUGGAAGGAGAGGGGGAGUUUGAAAUAGACGAAGUUGGAGAUGAGGGCCUUCAGAAAUUGAAAGAAAAGGCAAAGAAAAGGAAAGGAAGAGGCUUCGGUUCAGAGGGGACAACCAGGAGUGGUAUCGAGGAUAAGGACUAUGAGGGGAUGGAGGUAGACACUGACGGGGGACCGGGACCUCAGAGAUCCGUUGAGGGUUGGAUUCUGUUCGUGACGGGGGUUCACGAGGAGGCCCAGGAGGACAACUUGUAUGAUGCAUUCUCAGAGUAUGGUGAGAUCAAAAACCUCCAUCUGAACCUUGACAGACGCACUGGUUUUCUAAAGGGCUAUUCGCUGAUUGAGUAUGAAACAUUCAAAGAGGCCCAGACAGCAAUUGACUCCCUGAAUGGCAGCGACAUUCUUGGACAGAAAAUCAGCGUAGACUGGUGCUUUGUGCAGGGAGCUAGAAAAACGAAAGGUCGGAGAGAAGAUAAGAGGAAGAGAUAGAGCUCCAGGUUUUGGCAUCAUUCUGUAUUCCACAUUCUUCAUUAUGUCUUGGAAAUGGGACACUUCAGUGGAUAUACACUUCAACAAAUGUUCAUUUUAAUAGGUGUUUGACCAAUACAAACACACAGACUUGUUGCUUUGAAAACCGUGAACAAUGUUAAGAUGUAAAAGAUAGACAUAAGUUUUCUCAGUUUUUUUUUUAUUUGUUAAUGAUUAACUUGUAUGUGAUUUUGAAAAAUAAUGUUAACGACAAUGAUAAAGUGUAAUUUGGAUGUGUUGAUGACAUGAAAACAAUGUAACACAAACAAAAUACUUUGACAAGGCAUCCUGAUUAAUAUCUUUUUAAAAAUAUUUUCAGUUAGGUUUAUAUGUUUUUUCGGAUUGUCUUCAUGUAUUCAUUGGAUAUGUACAGUGUAAAUACCAUAACAUCCUGUGAACUAAACAAUAAAAGACUCCUUACAA